GAUGUCACAGGGACACGUCUCUGUCCUUUUGUCGCAGCAUUUGUCGCAGCCAGUCGCUUUCCCCACGAGCUCAACAUGAAGUUUUCGACGUCAUCUACUAUCUUCCUGUUAGUUUGCGUGGUCUAUACUCGUGCUAAUAAUCAACGCCUUCCAACAGCAGAAAUAGGAGAGAUUACAAAUACUUUCUUAGCAAAAUCAGCCCUUGAAAUUCCGGCCGAGAAAGGAGAUGGAGAUUUUGCCGUUGACACAGACUCGAGUGUAGAUAAAGAGGAAGGUCAAGUUUACGUUUUCACCUACCGGACCAAGGGGGAUGUCGGUGAUGAUCCGUUUAAGCUAUGUGGCUUUUAUGACCAAACUGACGUAAGAGGACCCCUUAUUGACAACGGACUGAGAAAAGAGGGAACUGAGGCUGUUGCAUUAUUGACACAGACUUCCUUUACGGAAAAUGAAUAUCUUUAUACCUUAGUUGACAAAGAUGCAUCUCGCAUCGAAUUUCGAGAUUUGUUACAUAUAUACGGAAAACGAUGGGCCCAUUUGCAGAUCCAAAAGUAUAAAUUCAAACCUCCUUAUCAUUCUCCUCCUAUUAUUUAUGGUAACGUCUGUGUACAAACCGAUAAAACAUUCCCCAUCGACUUGAUUCGAAAGGCAUUAAAUGAAACUAUGGAGAAAUUUGUUAAAGUUUGGCUUGAGGUUGCCCCCAAAGUGGUACCUGAAGACCCAAAGUAGCACGGCACUUUGUAGAAUCAGUAUCGUACUAGAAUCCUGAACCCCCCGGAUUUGACAAAAUACACCAUUUUCAGCAA
Daphnia pulex (common water flea) is the source of this 803-nucleotide messenger RNA. RefSeq lists its product as uncharacterized. The transcript is spliced from 3 exons. The record is from RefSeq and is a predicted model, not a curated record. The coding region runs from base 76 to 726 and encodes 216 amino acids. NCBI's taxonomy places the organism in Eukaryota, Metazoa, Arthropoda, Branchiopoda, Diplostraca, Daphniidae.